AUGGUGGCGAGCGCCCGGGUGCAGAAGCUGGCCCGCCGCUACAAGCUGGCGAUCGCCACCGCGCUGGCCAUCCUGCUCAUCCAGGGCCUGGUGGUGUGGAGCUUCAGCAGCCUGGAGGAGGACGACCACGGCGAGAAAGGACGGCAAAAAAAGGCCAGGCUGCCCGAAAACAGCGAAGGCUCCAAAGAUUCGGACAGCUCAGCUGGUCGCCGGGGGAGCGCGAGCCGGAAGCAUGGGCGAUGGAAGGGCCGCCCGGAAAGCCCUGGAGUGCUGGUGGCCAAGGUGGUGAGAGCCGUCACCGCAAAACACAAACCUGGGCGAAGGCUCCCCGCAGCCCGGGACGACUCGAGCAGGAGGAACCGGACAGAGCUGCGUGGGGAUGCCCAGCUGGCCGUCUUCCAGCACGGCGACACGGGCAGCGUGGAGGGGGCUCCCCAGCCCACCGAGAACAGCUUCGCCCCCAAGUGUGAGAUCACGGGCAAAGACGCCCUCUCGGCGCUAGCGAGAGCCAGCACCAAGCAGUGCCAGCAGGAGAUCGCCAACGUGGUGUGUCUGCACCAGGCAGGGAAUCUGAUGCCCCGCUCUGUGCCCCGGCACUGCCAGCUGUCAGGGAAAGUCAGCCCCGUGAUCCAGUGGGACGAGAGCAAGACGCACCAGGCCUCCGUGAACAAGCCGGUGCGGAUUGCGUACAUGCUGGUUGUUCAUGGGAGGGCCAUCCGCCAGCUGAAGCGGCUCAUCAAGGCUGUGUACCACCAGCAGCACUUCUUCUACAUCCACGUCGACAAGCGCUCCAACUACCUGCACCGCGAGGCCCUGGAGCUGGCCCAGCACUACCCCAACAUCCGGGUCACGCCCUGGCGCAUGGUCACCAUCUGGGGCGGCGCCAGCUUGCUGAAGAUGUACCUGCGCAGCAUGAAGGACCUGCUGGAGAUCACAGACUGGCCCUGGGACUAUUUCAUCAACCUGAGCGCCACUGACUACCCGACCAGGACCAACGAGGAGCUGGUGAUGUUCCUGACCAAAUACCGAGAUAAGAACUUCCUGAAGUCUCACGGCCGAGACAACGCCAGGUUCAUUAAGAAGCAGGGCCUGGAUCGCCUCUUCCACGAGUGCGACUCCCACAUGUGGCGGCUGGGCGAGCGGCAGAUCCCGGAGGGCAUCGUGGUGGACGGCGGCUCGGACUGGUUCGCGCUGACACGGAGCUUUGUGGAGUACGUGGUCUACACGGAGGACCAGCUGGUGUCCCAGCUGCGGCAGUUCUACACCUACACGCUUCUGCCAGCCGAGUCCUUUUUCCACACCAUCCUGGAGAACAGCCAUGCCUGCGAGACUCUCGUCGACAACAACCUCCGGGUGACAAACUGGAACCGCAAGCUGGGCUGUAAGUGCCAAUAUAAACACAUAGUCGACUGGUGUGGGUGCUCCCCAAAUGACUUCAAACCCCAGGACUUCCUGCGGCUACAGCAACUCUCCAGACCCACAUUCUUUGCCAGGAAGUUUGAGUCGACGGUGAACCAGGAAGUUCUGGAGAUCUUGGACUCUCACCUCUAUGGUAACUACCCGCCCAACACGCCAGCCCUCAAGGCCUAUUGGGAGAACGUCUACGACCGUGUGGAUGGGCUGAGCGGGCUCAGUGAUCUCAUCCUGACUGUGUACACAUCCUUCUCCAGGCUAGGGCUGCAGAAAGUGACCUCAUCCCAGAUGCAGAAGGCAGAGAAACUCUGUAGAUUUGAGCCCCAUGGCUUCCCAUCCAGCGUGCAUCUGUAUUUCUACGACGACCGUUUCCAGGGUUACUUGGUGAUGCAGGAGGUGCAGAACUCUGGGACGGGGCAGGUGGAGUCUCUGGAGAUGUGGAUGAUGCCGCGAGGGGCCCUGAAGCUGGCAGGUCACGGAGGACAAACUAACCGACUACAGAACCUGGAGGUGGGCACGGAGUGGGAUCCCAAGGAGAGGAUCUUCCGGAAUUUCGGGGGCCUGAUUGGGCCUUUCGACGAGCCAGUGGCCAUGCAGAGAUGGUCCCGGGGGCCUAACCUCACCGCCACCGUGGUUUGGAUCGACCCCACCUACGUCAUCGCCACGUCCUAUGACAUCACCGUGGACGCGGAAGCGGAGUUCACGCAGUACAAGCCCCCUCUCAACCGGCCCCUGCGCCCCGGGGUCUGGACCGUCCGCCUCCUCCAGUUCUGGGAGCCCCUCGGAGAGAACCAGUUCCUGGUGGUGCCACAGACCUUCAACCACAACCAACCUGUUGGGAAAGAUGACAGCAGCUGGUUACAUGGGGGUCCCCCCCGCAAUGAGUAUAUGGAACAAAGCUUCCAGGGGCUGGGUGGGAUUUUGAACUUGCCGCGCUCGGAUGAGGUGGAGAAGGAGGCCCUGCGGAACGCACAGCUGAUGGGCAAGGCCCUGGAGGACUGGACGGACAGCAGCAUCGGCAGCUUCUGGUCAGUGGCGGAUCUCUGCGUGAGCAGCCCCUCCAGCUGCUCCUCCCUGGACACGUGCAGCAAAACCUCCUGGAGUUCACUUUCCCCAGACCCCAAAUCAGAACUGGGGGCCAUCAAACCUGACGGGCGACUGAGGUAG
Emys orbicularis (European pond turtle) is the source of this 2580-nucleotide messenger RNA. RefSeq names its product xylosyltransferase 2 (gene XYLT2). Gene Ontology annotation, molecular function: protein xylosyltransferase activity. NCBI's taxonomy places the organism in Eukaryota, Metazoa, Chordata, Testudines, Emydidae. The transcript has 12 exons. The coding region runs from base 1 to 2580 and encodes 859 amino acids. Gene Ontology annotation, biological process: heparan sulfate proteoglycan biosynthetic process; chondroitin sulfate proteoglycan biosynthetic process. The record is from RefSeq and is a predicted model, not a curated record. Gene Ontology annotation, cellular component: membrane.